Trichosurus vulpecula (common brushtail) is the source of this 987-nucleotide messenger RNA. Its product is annotated as calponin-3-like. NCBI's taxonomy places the organism in Eukaryota, Metazoa, Chordata, Mammalia, Diprotodontia, Phalangeridae. Gene Ontology annotation, molecular function: actin binding. The coding region runs from base 1 to 987 and encodes 328 amino acids. Gene Ontology annotation, biological process: actomyosin structure organization. The record is from RefSeq and is a predicted model, not a curated record. The transcript has a single exon.
AUGACCCAAUUCAACCAGGGUGUUAAGCAAGGACUCUUAGCGGCGGCCAAGAACAAGAUUAACUGCAAAUAUAACCAUCAGGCAGAGAAAGAUCUUCGCAACUGGAUAGAAGAAGUUACAGGCUUGAGUAUUGGGACAGACUUUCAGCGGAGCUUAAAAAAUGGCAUAAUCCUCUGCGAUCUUAUAAACAAACUACAGCCAGGCUCAGUGAAGGUAGUCAAUAUAUCUUUAUUAAAUUGGCCUCAGUUGGAGAACGUUAGUAACUUUAUUAAAGCCAUUCAAGUUUAUGGUAUGAAGCCACAUGACAUCUUUGAAGCAAAUGAUCUUUUUGAGAAUAAAAACAUGACCCGAGUUCGGUCUACACUGGUAGCUUUAGCAGGUCUGGCUAAAAGAAAAGGAUUCCAUAAGACAAUUGACAGUCACAUCCAACGUACAGAAAAACUAGCAAGUUGUUUUGAUGGAGAGCUAACAGCUGAGCAAAGUGUAACUGACAUGCAGAUGGGAACCAGCAGAUAUGCCAGCCAGGUAGGAAUGACUGCCAAUGGAACUAGGGACUAUCAUUAUGAUCCUCAAAUGCAAAUGGACAAGCUUUUUGACAGGACAACAGUUGGUCCUCGGAUGGAUACUGACAAAGGAGCCAGUCUGGCUGAAAUGUUAGCACAAGGUAGUGGAAGAGGUAUCUAUGAUCAGAAGCUAACGUUAGGACCAAUGGACUGCUCCACCAUUUUACCUCAGAUGGGUACCAAUAGAGUUGCUUCCCAGAAAGGAAUGAGUGCCUAUGGUCUUGGGCAACAAGUAUAUAAUCCUAAAUAUUUCUCUGUGCCAAUGGAAUGUGUAAUACCUAAUGGAAGCCAAGGAACAGAAACAAAUGGGUCUGAAAUCAGAGAUAGUGAUUAUCAGGCAGAACUUCCAGAUGAAGAUCAUGGCCAGUAUCAAGAUGACUAUCCAAGAGAUAACCAAUAUUGCAACUGGGGAACUGAUGAUUAG